Molecule: messenger RNA, 492 nt
Organism: Postia placenta MAD-698-R-SB12
Lineage: Eukaryota; Fungi; Basidiomycota; Agaricomycetes; Polyporales; Adustoporiaceae
Exons: 3
Coding region: 1-492 (163 amino acids)
Biological process (GO): spindle pole body duplication
Cellular component (GO): mitotic spindle pole body; half bridge of spindle pole body
Molecular function (GO): calcium ion binding; microtubule binding
Source: RefSeq, a predicted model, not a curated record
AUGUACACCACCUCAGCAACAAAGGCUAAACGGCGCCACCCGCGCCCCGAGCUCACCGACGAGCAAAAGCAGGAAAUCAAGGAGGCGUUCGAGCUCUUCGACACCGACAAGGACGGCUGCGUGGACUACCACGAACUGAAAGUCGCUAUGCGCGCUCUGGGCUUUGAUCUGAAGAAAGCUGAAGUAUUGAAAAUUCUCCGUGACCACGAUAAGACAGGGCACGGACUGAUGGACUUUGAGGACUUCGCCAAAAUCAUGAGUGAACGGAUAUUAGCGCGUGACCCCAUGGAGGAGAUACACCGCGCCUUUCAGUUGUUCGAUGACGACAACACCGGCAAAAUUAGCCUGAGAAACCUACGGAGGGUUGCCAAGGAAAUUGGUGAUCGCCUCGAGGACGAUGAGCUGCAAGCCAUGAUAGACGAGUUCGAUCUUGAUCAAGACGGCGAGAUUAACGAGCAGGAAUUCAUGGCCAUCAUGACGGAUGACGCAUAG